GAAGACGCAGUGGCACUAAUAAAGUAAUUCACAGUCUGCGCUAACAUAUUCUACACGGAUCACGGCCCACGCAACAAGGCGCCUUUCUUUCUUUCACCAGUGCUUUCAUACGCGAGACGCGAGGCUAACGCGCCAUGCAACUAACUCCGCUGUGACAGUUCACCUCACAAUUAGUGACAUUUCCCGAGUGCCACAAUGACAGUUUCAACGGUAUUGGUUUUGUUAGCGGUGCUGACGCCACUAAAGGGACAGGACGACUUAUUUUCGAGCGGUUUUCUGAGUGGGAUAUUGGACUCUUUGGACCAAACCGUGAAGGCCAAGAGUUGCCCGGGUAUUUGCAAGAAUGCUUUCGCAGCGUAUUUCUGCAACAAGGUGCUGGAGGAAGAUGAUGACGCCUGCCCAGAUUCAUCAAUGAAAUGCUGCAUGGAUGAGGAGUCAGAUGCAGAUAACUACAUUACGACCACCGCAUUAUACCCAGUGACCACCAUCGAGCCUGGAGACAGCUCCGAAGAAAUCAGUACCAGGGCACCAGAGAAAGAUAAAGAUAGUGGUAGUGCAGCGUGCACCGGGAUAUGCGUCGACACUCAUCUAGCGCAGUAUUGUGACGCGUACUUCACGGCCCAGGACAUGUGCGUCAAGGGCAAAUUGUGCUGCGUCUCCCAGGAUAAGUUCAAGGACCGCCGCCCUUCGGAUCUCGUUGUGCCCAUCGAGAAGAAGCAGUCUUCUAAGCGGCCCAGUACUGCAUUGACGACGACCUCACCACCGAAACGCAAGUACAGGAAGUGCAAAGGCGAGUGCACGGGAGGGCUGGCCGCGCUGUUCUGUGACCGAGUCGACGAGGACGCGGACUGCCCCAACUUGGAGACGUGCUGCCUCAAGGACACGAGACUGGAGACCACCACAAGACGACCUGCCUCCUCACCACGGCCGAGACCCAGGCCCACUCAGCCUCCACUACCGGCUUGUCCUGGAUACUGCUUCCUGAACUUAAUGGCGGCGUUCUGCCCAAGACCUUCCGUAAUCCUCACCAACACCGACUGCAAGAACAUUGGAUCCCUUUGCUGCGACACUAGGCCGACCGCUACCACCACAACCACGACGACCACCACCCCAGCCCCCGUCGACCCUCGGCCAGACUGCCCGGGGUCCUGUAUCGUAGCUCUACUCUCGUUUACUUGCUUCCGCAAUGCGGAACUAACGAAUGUGUUCAAGUGUAAGAAGACCGGCACUCAGUGCUGCGCUCCGAAGUCCAAGAUCCAGGAGGCGCUGGGCCGCGUGGACCGCAACGACUCCCUGCCCCUCGCACCGCCGCCCCCGCACCAGCCCCCCGCGCACUCCCCCCCACACGCGCUCUACACCACGCCGUACACACACACAACGCCCGUCUCACCUUUUGAACCAAACUACGUGUCGACGCUUACCUCAACUGAAAAAUACAACAAAUAUGUGUGCGGAGUGAAAGGUACAACAGGUCGAUCGGCUCGAAGAUUGGGGGAGAGACAUGGUCGCGUCAUGGGGGGAGAAGACGGAGAGAGGGGUGAAUGGUGCUGGCAGGUCGCAUUGAUAAACUCCCUGAACCAGUAUCUGUGUGGAGCUGCCCUCAUCGGGACGCAGUGGGUACUCACGGCAGCGCAUUGCGUCACCAACAUCGUAAGGUCGGGAGACACAAUGUACGUCCGCGUUGGAGACCACGACCUGACCAGGAAGUACGGCUCCCCGGGGGCUCAGACCCUGCGCGUUGCUACCACCUAUAUUCAUCACAACCACAAUAGCCAGACCCUUGACAACGACAUUGCCCUUCUCAAGUUACAAGGGAAAGCGGAACUUAAGGAAGGAGUGUGCCUGGUGUGUCUUCCGGCGCGAGGAGUCAGCCACGCGGCCGGCAAAAGGUGUACUGUCACUGGAUACGGAUACAUGGCUGAAACGGGUCCGAUCCCUCUGAGGGUACGCGAGGCUGAAAUCCCGAUAGUAAGUGACGCCGAGUGCAUCCGUAAAGUGAACGCAGUCACCGAGAAGAUUUUCAUCCUCCCCGCGAGUUCCUUCUGCGCGGGGGGGGAGGAAGGAAACGACGCCUGUCAGGGUGAUGGUGGAGGACCACUAGUGUGUCAAGACGACGGGUUCUACGAGCUGGCGGGGCUGGUGUCCUGGGGCUUCGGCUGCGGCCGCAGGGACGUACCAGGGGUCUACGUUAAGGUCUCCGCCUUCAUAGGGUGGAUCAAUCAGAUAAUAUCCGUCAACAAUAACAAUAACAACAUAGACUGAUCAUUGCUGGUGUGAUGUGACUCAUUAUGGAUGUUUUUAUGCAAGAGUUAUCGAAUUUUCACUUUACAUUGGAUGUUAAAAUUUAAUGAGUUUCCACACUUAAUCUGUUUUGCAAGUUUAAUUUAAAAAUCGUAAUAUUAGUUAAAAAAGUUCUCAAAUUUAUUUGAUAAUCGACGCCAAUAUUAUUUUGUAUAUUUAUUAUAGAACGGGUCGUAUCUUUGUUUAUGAAAUAACAAUAUCAUGAGCAUUAAUUGCUUGAUAAAAAUUAAACGAAUUUUGAUCAUCAAACUUUAUUAUCUAUUUUAAAUGCAAAAUUAUAUAUUAAUAAGUUAAGAACAAAACUGUAAUUAGAUAAUUUAAAUUAUAUGAUUUUAGUUAUUAUAUUCGAUUUGGAAUUGCUCAAGUUUAUUGUCGUUAAAAUUUUGAAACUAUAGUUUACCUAAAAAUAUUUACAAUACGUUGGUUUUGUAAUCUACAUUAUUGAGGUAUUUAUUCCCUUAAUGUUAGUAAAACAUUAGGAAUAAUUAAAUAGAUUUUUUGCUGAA
This is a messenger RNA of Bombyx mori (domestic silkworm), 2807 nucleotides long. RefSeq names its product protein masquerade (gene mas). The record is from RefSeq and is a predicted model, not a curated record. The transcript has 15 exons. Gene Ontology annotation, biological process: proteolysis. Gene Ontology annotation, molecular function: serine-type endopeptidase activity. Bases 196 to 2262 code for a protein of 688 amino acids. Lineage: Eukaryota; Metazoa; Arthropoda; Insecta; Lepidoptera; Bombycidae.